Messenger RNA from Clonostachys rhizophaga, 1551 nucleotides. NCBI's taxonomy places the organism in Eukaryota, Fungi, Ascomycota, Sordariomycetes, Hypocreales, Bionectriaceae. The record is from the annotation of a GenBank genome assembly.
AUGUUCUGGAAGAAAUCAGGUCAAGAGGAACCUAAGAGCACAAUGAGCAAAUAUAAUGAGGAGGCCAAUUCGGCAACGGCUCCGAUAUCCCCGCCGCGGUUCUUCAUGGAUGAAGAAAUGAUGGGGCCACCUCCACAAAUUCCAUCCGAACCAAAGCGCUAUAGAGAUCAGCGACCACCGAACCCUCCCUUGGAUUUUACGCGUAUUCAAGCCUCGGUGAUUCAGCAUACAAGCAGGCGCGAAAAGCCACCUCCCCCACCACCUUCUCGAGGUUCUCCCAGACCGCCCUUGGCUGUUGGUGAACAUAAGCGGUUCAAACCCCCUCCUCCACUAGGAGGGUUUACGGUAAACCCUGAGCCUCAACCGUCAGCCACAAUUGUUGGUCGAAUGCCGGCUCAGCAACCAGGACCCUACAUGAAAUCGAGUGAACCACCCGGCCUCACACCGCAGCGCAUCCCUGCCGUAAACCCCCCUCUAGAAAGCCAAAGCCAAAGUCCAAGCCCGAGUCUUGGUCUACCAUCAAAGAAUAGAUCUGUAUCUGACCUAGUUCGUGACUCGAAGCUCAUAGCUUUCCAGACCGAUGAUACUUCAAUAGUCCGCCAUAUCGUCUAUACUUCAAAUCCCCAUAUGCGCCAAAGGCGGAUGAAGAAGGAGGAGGCAUGGAAGAGGCGCGAAAAGCUUGGUACUGGCGCCUUUGGACAGGUCUAUCUUGAGGAACUUCUAAGUGGAAGUGAGGCUGGAAAGCUCCGCGCUGUCAAGGAAAUUGCAAAGACGCCGCCCCAGGAUCCAAGGAAGGAAAUCGACUAUACUCGAGAGCUAGAGGCAAUCGCCAAAUUCUCCCAUCCUAAGUAUGUUCACUGUUUUGUGAAAUCAUACGGUUGGUACGAGAGUGAUUUGACGAUAUUUAUUACCAUGGAAUAUGCCAGCAAGGGCAAUCUUCAGGUCGACCGUAUCCAAGACGCAAUUGGUCGGAAUAUUCUUGUCUUUGAAUCCUCCCCUGACUGGUGGGUGAAGAUCAGCGACUUUGGCAUAUCCAAGAGGGCAGAAGAGGAGGUCACUGCUUUCCACACACUAGUUGGAACGAGAGGAUACCUAGCGCCCGAGAUUCUUGGCUUCUUCUCCCCUGAGGACACCAAUGCCCAUCAGUCUGCCCAAGAGAACAACAUGUAUACUGUUUCUGUGGACCUCUGGGCUCUUGGUGCCAUCACAUUCCGGCUCCUCACGAACCAGGAUAUCUUCGUCAAUCCUCCAGAUGUAGGACGAUACGUGAUAUUGAAACAACCAUUUCCGACUUCUCCCCUUUUAGAGAAGAGAAUAAGCCAUACUUGCAUUAACUUUAUUGAAAAUAUUAUGGCUCGAUCUCCAUCAGAUCGACUUUCAGCGCAUCAAGCUCUCACCCACGCAUGGUUAUCAGAGCUACAUGACCCAGUACAGCAACUGGGUGGCAUCUCGACUAUGGCUAUUUCGAGUACCAACAGGCCCACGGGGAAUAUGCAACCAGAUUAUUCUGAUUCAACAGCAAGCGCACAGUGGCCAACAUGGGCUCAAUAG